This is a messenger RNA of Trichobilharzia regenti, 4027 nucleotides long. The record is from the annotation of a GenBank genome assembly. Lineage: Eukaryota; Metazoa; Platyhelminthes; Trematoda; Strigeidida; Schistosomatidae.
AAACAACUGAACGUAACACCACAGCGUACCAAACAGUGUGGAUGCUUGAUCGUGCACCUUCAGUUUAAACAGUCGCCUUAGGUGUUGAAGGUUAGCCUUCAGUGUUGAGUGACCAUGAAAGCUGUAAAUGAAUAGCUUUGGGGAAUUAUUCACCGCUUCAAAAUGUAGGGAUGGGGGAAAUAAACAAUCAUCUCAUAUUGAUGACUACCAGAGGAUCUUUAGUUUCACGAUGGGACAGCUUCAAAAUUUACAAGCUUUUUGCUCAUAACAUUGAAAUCGGGUUUUGCUUACUGUAGUACAACAUAUUUAAACAUAUGCGUUGCAUUUGUGCAUGGAUAAGAUUACUGUUACUCAAGUAAAUGACGUUUUCUACAUAGACCAAUUCGAUGGCAAUGCACAUAUUCGUGGAACUUUACACUUAACUUUAACUCAUAUAUUUUUCCUUGGUUUAUCCAGAAGACAAGAAAUUUGGUUACAGAAUCAGUUGAUUUCUUCAGUUGAACGUCUUCCACUAACUACUGGUGGUGCACCUUUAGUUAUACGUGGUAAAGAUUUUCGAGUACUUCGUCUAAUUCUACUGAAAGAACGUGAUUGUCAUGAUGUUUAUCUAACUCUGACCAAAUUAAUACGUGUUGCAAAUGUAUCUGAACUGCCGUGUUAUCGUUUCGUUCCACCUGAUUGUUAUUGGCCUCGUGAAGAAGGCUGGUCAAUGUUUUCAUUGGAAUCACAAUAUAAUCGAUUUGGACUGCCGAAUUCUUUCUGGACACUAACGAAUGUGAAUAACAAUUUUGAGAUAUGCGACACCUAUCCUUCUUUGCUAUGUGUCCCAAGUAUGAUAUCAAAGAAUAUUCUCUAUGGAAGUUCACGUUUUCGUAGUCGUGGCAGAUUCCCUGUGUUAACUUAUCUACAUCCAAAUGGAAAGUCAGCAUUAUGUCGAAGCAGUCAACCGUUAGCAGGUUUCUCUUCAAAAUCCACAGAGGAUCAAGUACUCUUUGAAGCUAUACGUAAUUCAAAUCCUGAAUCCAAUAUUCUCUAUGUGGUGGAUACACGACCUACAAUCAAUGCGUUGACGAAUCGUGCACAAGGCAAAGGAUAUGAAGAUACUAAUGUUUAUCGUAAUGUUGUAAUUCAAUUCUUUGAUAUUGAAAAUAUUCAUGUGGUUCGAUCAUCUUUAGAAAAGUUAUUAAAAGUUUGUUGCAGUCCUACAAUCACAUUGGAAAACUUCACCUCGGGUUUGGAUAAAUCUGGUUGGCUUAAACACUUACGUGCAAUCUUGGAGGCAGCCUAUUUUGUAGCUAAACGAUUGGAUGAAGGCAACUCGGUACUGGUUCACUGUUCCGAUGGUUGGGAUCGUACAGCUCAAGUUUGCGCUUUAGCACAAAUUAUUCUGGAUCCGUAUUAUCGAACAUUUAUAGGAUUACAAGCAUUGAUUGAAAAAGAAUGGAUCCAGUUUGGGUAUAAAUUCACUGAAAGAUGUGGUUUAGAAUCGGAUGUUGAUCCACGUGAAGUAUCGCCUAUUUUCACUCAAUUUCUUGACUGCCUUCGACACUUAUUAGAAAUAUGUCCAAGUAAAUUUGAGUAUAAUGUUAAGCUGUUACAAUUUCUACACGAUCAAGUCUACUCAGCAGUUUAUGGAACAUUUAUUGGAUGUAAUGAAAAGGAGAGAAUAAAUCUUAGAGUUCGUGAGCGUACUUACUCUCUCUGGGCUUAUUUAAAUCAAUCCCGUGAUAAAUGGAUUAAUCCAUUCUAUGAACACAAUUCAGUAUGGACAAAUUUUUCUAUCGGGAGUAGUUUUGAUUUAGAAAAAGAAUCAUAUUAUGAAACAGAUGAUUUAAUCACCUCUGGAAUUGAACUUCUUGACGAUGGUAAAGGCAAUAGUCGAUAUGCAGCAGAUAUGCUUCCAGCACAUGUAUUACAUGCACCAUUGUUCCGUUUAUGGCGUGAUCUGUAUUUACGAUGGGAAUGGCGUUUGCCUAAACAUGAUGGUCAACGAGAGAAUCACGUGUCUGACUAUUUAUACGGUCUGACAACUCUGCUUGACCAUAAUCGAUUAUUGGAGGCAAGAAUUAGGCAGUUACAAAAGUUAUUGGAUAAAAGUGAUGAUGCUACAACUAAUAAUAAUAAUAGUACUAUUGUACAUAAGAAUAAUUUAAAUGCUUCACCUGAGCAAUCAUUAACUUCAAAAUUGACAGAUCUUAAAAUUGAUUGGAAAAAUCAAUCUGUACUGGAUAAGACUGAAAGUGAAAUUCAUUCAACUGACAACGAAAAAUCGACGGUUUUGUCGUCGUCGUCGUCGUCGAUUAAACAACCCCUUGUUUUUACAAGGUGGAAUUCAAUUUCUAACGAUGAUCAAAAACAACUGCCUCUGCCUACUGUUGAGCAACUCAAGUGUGAAAUGGAUAUUAUCAGUGUAAAAUGGUCAGCAUGUAUGAAAUCAGGCGAUGUAUGCUGUGUUUGUAAUAGUCUCUUAGUCUUAUCCAAUCAAUCAGUUCAUUGUCAUUCAUGUGGCCUUCUCACCUGUUCACGGUGUAUCCAUCCCAAUCCACCGAUCAUUCCAAGUUUAUGGUCUACUGAUCAAAAAUCUGUACAGUUUUGUAAUUCUUGUACUUCUAAACUUCGUAACAGUAGUAACACUUCAACUGUUGGUAGACAUUUCAGUCAGUUAAAAACAGCCAGCAUGUCAACUACAAAGCCUGAAAACAAUUCAUCUUCAACUGACCAUCUGGUGACGUUUACAUCUUCCACAUGUAACUCUUAAUGUUGCCUGUGACUUUUUUCCUCUCUUCUCAAAUUUACCAUGUGAUAUUAGGUAUUUGUGCGUGUGUGUGUGUCUAUCCAUGUUUUCUGUUUUUCUGAUAAAAAUAAUCUGUGAUCAUGUUUCGACAAGUGCUGUGUCAUUCUGUACCUCCCUACUUACGUCCACAUCCUUGUAUCUUCACAGUUCCCUCUUUUUCCCCUCUAUUCGUCCCUUAAUCCCGUGUAUUUUCGUUAACGAGGAAUAUGUGCUUUGAAUUAGAUCAAUGUAAGCAAGAUUUGUUAGUUUAUUGAUUUAUUUUCUCUCCACCUCUUUUUUUUCCAUCUUUACCGUCUCUUCUGUGUAUGUGUGCGUGCGUGCGUGCGUGUGAGUGAAUAUCGAUCGUUUGUUUGUCUUUCCCCUCCUUCUCUUUAUCGUAUUUUUUAUUUCUGAUGUUCAUCUCUGCUCCUAAACAACCUUCUCCUUUGAUCUAUCAUCGCAACUAGUAUAAUCGGUUAAAAAGAAAUUCUAUGAAUCAGCCGUUUUUCUUUUCUUUAUGUGUUAUAAUUUCUAGGGGGGUGUAAUUUAAUUAAUCUCAUGUGUAUUGAUUUUUUUCACACUUCAGUCACCAUGUGUAGGUUAAAUGUACCGACAAUAUUGAUGAUAGAUAAUAUAGCGACGACAGCAAUAAUACUAGUAAUAAUCAAUACUUUCUUCAAUAUCAUACAUUAUAUUACACUCAUUAUCUUUUUGUUAUAUUCUGUUUGUUUGUCUGUCUUUUUCUCAAAAAACUUUUUUUUUCUUAUUUCUAUGUGUAUAUUUUUUUUUAAAUAAGGAGUUGAAUUGUGUAAAAAAAUGAGAUAAGGCUUUUUGAUAAAUUUCCCUGGAAUAUAUAUUUCCUAUGUUAUUUUUCAUGGUCUUCAUUUCCUUGUAUUGAUAGGAAUUGAGCUUUCAUUGAUCGAUUGAUUGAUUGAUUAACAAUGCGUUGAUUAUUGAUUAUCAGUAGCAAAAUAAAGACCAACAGCAGCAACAACAACACCAACAGAAAUAACGUGUAUUAAUCGAUAGUUAUUUUCCAGAUCAGUGUUACUACAAAAUGAAGUGAACUUUUUUUUUCUAAUGGAUGUUUUCUUAUUAAUUUGUUUAUUUAUAUAUUUGUUGUUGUUGUUGUUGAGUGAAUGAGUACUUCUCAGGUUAAUGAGAAAUGUUUAUAAUAACUAUUUAAUCAUUAUUUAUCAAGUGUUACUUCGCAGGGAUUUGAUUGGUUACAAGUUUGGCCACGAGUGUUGAGAU